This is a messenger RNA of Pedinophyceae sp. YPF-701, 1521 nucleotides long. The record is from the annotation of a GenBank genome assembly. NCBI's taxonomy places the organism in Eukaryota, Viridiplantae, Chlorophyta, Pedinophyceae.
AUGUCGCGCGAAAACGAGCCCGCGAAAAAGAAGGCCCGCACCGGGGACGCGCCCGCGGAUGAUGACUUCGUCGAGGACGCCGAGGCCUGCACCACCGUCGUCGUCGUCGAGACGGCCGCGGAGUUCCGCGCCGCGCUGGCGGGGCCCCCGGAGGCUGCCGCUCCGCCGGCCGACGCUCCGCCGUUCGUGCACCAGAUCUUUCCUCCGAACGACGAGGACGUCUGUGAGAUCAAGGGAUUCAAGGGCAUCUCGAUCACGGUAUUCGUCGCGGCGACAAUAGGCCGCGUGUACUGCCGUGCCAGCUACGAUGAGACGAAGGGCCCUGCAACGGACGUGGCGGGCAAGCUGGCGUACUGGUUCACCGCGGAACAGGGCGCGCUGAUCGAUGUCGGGCAGGCGGACGGGCCGUUUCCGAACGCUGACGCCUUCGCGGCGGCGCUCGAGGGCAACGACACGACGUACGCAACAACGCCCUCCGGCGAGGAACUGGGCGAGCCGCUGCACACCUUCGACGCAGGAGACGCCGGCACCGUAGCGGUGUACGCCGCAGACCUCAAGCCCGACGCAGAGGUCGCCAACUUGCACCGUCGUUUGGAGCCGCUGCUGCCGCUGUACAUCGACGGCGCGAACACGAUCGACACCUCCGACGGAUACUGGAUGCUCAUGCUCGCGCGCUGCGCGCCCAGCGGCGGCGCUCCGUCCAAAACACCCCCCCCUACCCUGGGGCUGGCAACGGUGUACCGCCACUACCACUACACGCCCGACGGCGCGGCGUCUGACCCGUCCGGCGGCUCCGAGACGCGCCGGUUCAAGCUCAGCCAGCUCCUCGUGCUCCCGCGGUACCGCGGCCGCGGCGUCGGGCGCGCCAUGGUGCGCGCAUUGCACGCGCUGGCGUCGGCACGGGGCGCGGUGGACGUCACGUUCGAGGACCCGACGCCGCAAGUCACGCUCAUGCGCGACCGCGAGGACUUCCUGCGGCUCCGGGAGGCACGCAGCGGGCGGGCGCUCGAAGCGGCGGCCGAGGCGGCCAAGGAUGGUUCGCUGCGGCCCUCCGCGGACGACGCGGCGUGGAUGCGGCGCGAGGGCCUGCUGAGCCCGCGACAGCUCGCCCGGAUCUGGGAGGUGCUCCUAUGGGCCGCGUCGGGGUCGUCGACCGCGACCGAGGCGCUCUUGAGGCGGAAGGCCGAGGAGGAGAAGCGGCGCGCUGACGCCAGUGCGAAGUGCAAACGGUUUGUCAACCUGCGUCCACUGACGUCAGGGGAGGACGCGGGAGCCGCGGACAGGGGCCAGGAUGGAGGAGAAGAGGGCGAGGACGACGGCGACAACUGGAUGAUGGCGAAGCACCGCGGCCUCAAGGGUGGCCGUGCGGUGGAGCUUCCGGACGCGACGGUGGGGAUGGUGCAGACGGUGAUGGCGGCGCUGGAGGGGGGCGGGGACGCGGAGGCAGAGGCCGAGGAGGACCCCGUGGCGACGCGGCUCGUGGAGAUCCGGAAGCUGCUAGAGCUGUGCCGCAAGGGCUGA